This is a messenger RNA of Prunus avium (sweet cherry), 774 nucleotides long. The record is from RefSeq and is a predicted model, not a curated record. Lineage: Eukaryota; Viridiplantae; Streptophyta; Magnoliopsida; Rosales; Rosaceae.
AUGCGGGAGCUGCUCUACGAGUUGGAGCCUUAUGGAAUCGAAACUAUAUAUUAUUUGGAUAUCCUGGUUGACAAUCUAACAUGCAUGUUGGAGUGCACCCGGGAGAGUUUACUUAUAACAAGCAACGCGGAAGGUAGAAUGGCUGGUCAGCUGUCCUAUGUAUGUAAGGGCGAAGUUUGCGAAAACUUUGGUGAGGUACAAAUUAUCCCAGACCACGAUAUCUCUGACAUUAAGAGUGAUGCGGCUUUCAUUUUGGUGGUGGAGAAACAGACGGUGCUGAAGCGAUUGGUACGUGAUAAGUUUCAUGUAGCUUAUCAGUGUAUAAUAAUCACGGGUCGGGGACAACCUUGCCAUAGUACAAAAUUUUUUUUGAAAGCCAUUGCAACCGAACUGAAGCUUCCAAUCCUUGGACUUAUGGACUGCAAUGUGUAUGGGCUGCGAAUUUUUACUACUUACAGAUGGGGCUCAAAAAGAAUGGCACAUGACAAUUACAGAUUGAUAACCCCCGACAUAAUGUGGUUAGGGUUAAGACCAUCCGAUUUGGGGAAGGAUAAGUAUGAGAUAUCAGAAAGCCAAAGGCGGCCGAGGAAAACACAUGAGGAUAAAUACGUAACAAAUAUAGGGAGAGAAAAGUUUGUACUUUCUAAUGCGAAAUGGGUUGACGAGGUGAAUUUGAUGAAAGAUACCCAUAAUAAAGCCAAUCUUGAAUCUUUGGGCGACAACCUGUCGAAGACUUUCUUGCCAAAGAAAUUGAGAGACGCAGAUUGGAUAUAG